Messenger RNA from Phytomonas sp. Hart1, 1914 nucleotides. The record is from the annotation of a GenBank genome assembly. NCBI's taxonomy places the organism in Eukaryota, Euglenozoa, Kinetoplastea, Trypanosomatida, Trypanosomatidae.
AUGAUCACAGAUGCAGAGUUCUGGAUGGAAAUUAGACGAAAUAAAGAAGGACGAGAUGAUCUUUUCAAGGGGAUGCUCUACCUUAUUCAUGCCCAUCAAUGCCGUAUCGAUUCUUGUGUAGGCUCAUUAGACGAAGAGGAGCACAAUAUCACUAGUUUUGGAAGGGAACGCCUUUCGAUCCUCAAAAGUUCACCCAUUACAUCGCAAAAGAAGGAGAACGCGAAGGAUGGCAUACGCAAAUCCUCGCAUCGCGUGCAUAUUGACCCAAACGGCUACUGUGAGGAAUUCGUGGGGCUUCACGGCCUCCCCCCGCGCCGUGUGGACUCCAUUACCAUUCGCGUUCUUCAGCAAAUCCUGCUUUAUGCGGUACCGAUCUACAAACUUCGCUACAGCAUCCCGGCGAUGUCGAUGGGGUGGGGCAAUAGCUGCGUGAUUGACCGCCCCCGGCGACAGUUGAUCACCUUCGGUUCCGGCCACGGCGUCCACGUCCCCGGCGCCCUCCAAGCCCGCGGCUGCAUCGCCGGCGAGGGCUUUUUCGCGAUUCUGACGAACCACAACGAGGUCUGGGCCUCGGGCGGGCUGCGGGUCUCUCGGCCCACCUCCACAGUCCCCACGGAACUCGGCCCGGAGAGCGGGAUGACCUGCAUCGCGACGAAAGUGGUGAUGAUAGCGGGACAUGGGCCGCGCCUGGCCUCGCUCUCGCGGAAUUUUGUCGUGCGCUCGCUCUCCGCGGUCUGCGCGCCGACGCGAUCGGUGAUUCCCUCCCGCAGUAUUCGCUUUCUCGACCUCGGCUACGGCGAUGACUACCACAUGAUCGGGACGGACUCUAUUUUGUACAAAAUCACUUCCUCCCGGCGCAUGGUGAGCACGCCUCGGCGGUUGAUGAGUUUUACCCAAAAGCCGGUCUCGCGGGUGUCGUGCGGGAUGGGGUUUUUGCUCGUGAUUGACCAAAACGGCCACCUCUACACCAGCGGGCGAAACCGAAACGGGCAGCUCGGGAAUGGGCGAAAGCAGGAGACCUACCGAAAGCCCUACUUGGUGGAGUCGCUUCUACACCAUUUCAUCACGCAGGUGGCCGCGGGGGAGACCCACGCGCUCGCGCUCACGAGCAGCGGCGUCGUCUACGGCGCGGGGUCGAACGAUAACGGGCAGCUCGGGCUCGGGUCGGGCAUGAAGGAGGCCGUUCACUUCACUCCGAUUCCUUUGCCUAAAAAAUGUGUGGGCAUCGCGGCCGGGCCGGCGGGGAGUAUGUUUAUCUGCAAGGGUGGACAAUUGCUGACCUGCGGCCUGAACGACUGCAUGCAAUUAGGGCUGGAAGCAAGUAGUAAGAUUGUCUAUACCCCGACACUGGUGUCUUUGGUUUCUGGGGUGGAAACGUACACGCUAAACUUUGGUGGAUACCUCCAGGCGGGUCAACCCUCCACACCGUUGGUGCCAAAUGAGGAUAUGGAUCCUGAGAAGAAUGGAUUAAUAAAGAAAAACGUGGAAACUUCUACUAAGCCGAUAGUAGCAAAGCCAAAUGCCUCAAUAGGUGAUCGUAUUAUGCAAAAUGGAGUAUCCAUUAGCUUAAAUCAUCGAAAUGGUAAUGGUUCUUUGUCGUCAUCUCAGGCUCUGGAAAAGGUUCCGUCCCAGGCUAAUACUUUAGUAAAUGCAGAUGUAGACAUGGGUAAACCUCACGAGGAACAUCCGAAGAAAACGAAACGUACGGAAGUAAGCAGCAGUGACAGUGCCAGGAAACACUCCAGAACUGAACAUAUCUCCCAUGAGCCCAUUUUCAUCAUAAGCACAUCAAAUAAAACACCUGACUGUCGUAUUGAUUCUUCAGUAACAAAUGGAAGAGUAUCCUCUAUUGUAAGUCGAAAAUCAAAAAAGGUUAGCAUUCAAAAAUGUGAAACGUGUUGCGCAAUGUUGUAA